Molecule: messenger RNA, 2509 nt
Organism: Ahaetulla prasina
Lineage: Eukaryota; Metazoa; Chordata; Lepidosauria; Squamata; Colubridae
Gene: MINPP1
Product: multiple inositol-polyphosphate phosphatase 1
Exons: 5
Coding region: 104-1558 (484 amino acids)
Molecular function (GO): acid phosphatase activity; inositol phosphate phosphatase activity
Source: RefSeq, a predicted model, not a curated record
UUCCGGCCUCCAACCAGGGGAGUAAAACAAAAGGGAGGCGGGCGGCAGCGGCAGCGAGGAUUCGCGCUCUCCUCUACGGAGCGGGUUGCCGUCCUUCUCCGCCAUGUGGUGCCCAGCGACCCGCCCGCGCUUGGUGCCGAUGCUGCAGCAGCUGCUGCUGCUCCUUUUGGUCAACGGGGAGCUGCCGGGCGACGCCGAGGCUGCCGAGCGAGCCGCGCUGCUGAGCCCUUUCUUCGGCACCAAAUCCCGCUACGAAGAGCUGCACCCGUACCUUCAGCGGGACCCUCUGUCGCUCGGGCCGCCGCUCUCGGGCUUCCCGCUGCCGCCGGCUUCCUGCACGCCGCUUCAGCUGAGCGCCGUGGUCCGCCACGGCACGCGCUUCCCCACCCGCAAGCAGAUCGAGAAGCUGGCGAGCCUGCACGGCCUCCUCCUACGGGGCGGCGGCAGCGGCGGCGGCGGCGGCGGCAAGCGCUGCUCGGUGGCGGAGCGCCUGGCGCGCUGGGAGAUGUGGUACCAGCCGGAGAUGGACGGGAAGCUGGCCCCCAAAGGCUCGCAAGACAUGAGGAUGCUGGCCAAGCGUCUGGCCUGCCGCUUCCCCAGCCUCUUGGCUCCCGGGCGGCGCCUGGCCUUCACCAGCAGCUCCAAGCACCGGUGCGUGGAUAGCAGCCAAGCCUUCCGCGAAGGGCUCCGCGAGGCGCUUUACGGGCGGAUGAGCGACGGCGGGAAAAACGUUACAUUGACAGAAACAUUUGAAAUCAAUGAUAAAUUGAUGAGAUUUUUUGAUCACUGCGAAAAAUUUGUACGAGACGUUGAAGACAACGACACAGCCUUGUAUGAGGUUGACGCCUUUAAGGAAAGACCUGAGAUGAUGAAGAUAGUGAAUAAAACCGCACAUACUUUGUGUCUACCAGCAGACGACUUAAAUGCAGAUUUGGUUCAAGUGGCAUUUUUUACUUGCUCCUUUGGACUGAGUAUAAAAAACAUUAGCUCCCCCUGGUGUUUGCUGUUCAACAAAGAAGAUGCCAAGGCACUUGAGUAUCUGAAUGAUCUCAAACAGUAUUGGAAGAGAGCCUAUGGAUAUAAUAUUAACAGUCAGUCCAGCUGCGUACUUUUCCAAGAUAUCUUCAAAAAUUUGGACAAGGCAGUUUCAGAGAGUAAAAGGUCAAAACCUAUUUCUUCGCCGGUGAUCAUCCAAUUUGGACAUGCAGAAACUCUUCAGCCACUACUCUCACUCAUGGGCUAUUUUAAAGACAAAGUGCCUCUUAAUGCCAGCAACUAUCGCAGUCAGUCGAAACGCAAGUUCCGUAGUGGUCGUAUCGUCCCUUAUGCCGCCAACUUGUUAUUUGUGCUUUAUCAUUGUGAUCAAGCUAGUUCUCCUAAAGACGAGUAUAAAGUUCAAAUUCUUCUCAACGAGAAGCUCCUGCCAUUUACGUACUCGGGGAAAACCGUUUCUUUGUACACCAAACUGAAAAACCAUUAUAAACGUUCCCUUCAGAAUUGUGACUUUACCAAAGUGUGCAGUAUCAAAAAAAAUGGUACUAGCAUUAAUUCGUUAUAAAGGAACAUUGUAAAAAAAAAAGAUCACCAAUGUUUCAGCGUGUGCAUAUUUUUGGCAAAUGGUAAUAUUUUUGAUUUUGCUGUUAAGACUGGUGCACUGCUGAUGCUGCAGUAUUUAGAAAAGUCCUUAAAUGUAUAUUUUCAUUUUUUAAUAGUGGCAUCAAACCUGGAGCCUGAAAGAAAGAAAGGCAUACCGGAUAUUUCCAAAGCUUGAAAAAACUGAUGAUCUGUUCAUCAAAAAUAACUCUCUCUCUCCCUUUCCUAAAUCAGGAAUGAUUCAAAAGUAAUGCACAUUCAGCUUAUUCCAUUAUGCUGGCUGUGGUCUACUGUGAAUAGUUCUAGAGUUAAUGAAAAUGAAAAAUGGUUGCUGGAAUGCUACCUUAUUAAAAAAAAAAAGGUGGAUUUCAACAAGUAUUUCUUACAUUUGAUUCCAAGGGACUUUCACAUAUUCCUAUUAAUUUCAGGGGACUUUUGAGGCCGUGUGAAUUGCCUAAAUAUUUAUUUCUCUUUAUUCCAUUUCAAAGGUUUAGCAUACAUUUGGGCAGCCCAGUGGUAACUGACCAUUCCAUGAUGCAGUUGUUUGUUUUUAAUGGUAGACUUUGUCCAGUAAUAAUGUUCAUCUUUUAGGACCAGAAAAAGAAGGCUUGUGAACUUGCCAUUUGGACAAAGGCCAUUCCAGUUUCAGUAUUUAACUAUUCCAAUUGUCUUCUUCAAUAUUCAUAUUGAAGUUGAAGAAUUAGUGGAUUUUAUUCCAGAUUCAAAAAGAUAGUUAUUUUGUACAGCAGGUGAUUUAAAAAAACAACAACAUGAAAAAUGGCCUGAAAUUUUUGGGUGUGAAAGAGAGGACUUACAGUGGGAAAUGAGAAAUGUCUACCAUUCUAACUCCGAAACAUCACUUCAAACCCCAAAGACAACAUCAAACUUUUGAAAUAAAGUCCAUUUUGCUUCUGUA